This is a messenger RNA of Brachypodium distachyon (stiff brome), 985 nucleotides long. RefSeq names its product glutathione S-transferase U8. The transcript has a single exon. The record is from RefSeq and is a predicted model, not a curated record. Gene Ontology annotation, cellular component: cytoplasm. The coding region runs from base 132 to 824 and encodes 230 amino acids. NCBI's taxonomy places the organism in Eukaryota, Viridiplantae, Streptophyta, Magnoliopsida, Poales, Poaceae. Gene Ontology annotation, molecular function: glutathione transferase activity. Gene Ontology annotation, biological process: glutathione metabolic process.
CAGCACCACCAAGAAGAUCAGAUUAAAAACCAGCCUCGCCCUCGAGCCAAUCCCUUUCUCGACAGCGCUAUAAAACACCACCGAAUCACCUGCCACUACCCACACGAACAUCACAGCAGCAGCUUGUGAAGAUGAGCUCGCCGUCGCCGGUGAAGGUGAUCGGCGCGUCCGACAGCCCGUACAGCCACCGCGCCGAGGCCGCCCUGCGGCUCAAGGGCGUCCCCUACGAGCUCCUCCUGGAAGACCUGGGCAACAAGAGCGACCUGCUGCUGAAGCACAACCCCGUCCACAACAAGGUCCCCGUGCUCCUCCACGGCGAAGCGGCCAUCUGCGAGUCCCUCGUCAUCGUCGAGUACGUCGACGAGGCCUUCCCCGGCGGCCCGCCGAUCCUCCCCGGCGGCCCGCUCGCCCGCGCCGCCGCCCGCUUCUGGGCCCGCUUCAUCGACGACAAGUGCUCGAAGCCGUUCUGGCUGGCGCUGUGGUUGGAGGGGGAAGCGAGGGAGGGGUUCGAGAAGGAGUUCAAGGAGAACAUGGCGCUGCUGGAGGCGGAGCUAGGAGGGAAGAAGUUCUUUGGGGGAGAUACCGUUGGGCUCGUGGACAUUGCUGCCUGCGUGUUCGCGCACUGGCUCGGGGUCUUCGAGGAGGCCGCCGGGGUGAGGCUCGUGGCAGAUGACGAGUUCCCUCGACUGCGCCGGUGGGCGGCCGAUUACGCCGCUGAUGAGAAGGUCGGGGCGUGCCUGCCGGAUAAGCAGCAGCUGUUGAAGAAUUUCACGGCCAAGAAGGCGAUGUUCGUCGCCUCGGCCAAGGCAAUGCUGCCGAAAUAAGCGUGCAGGUGUCCGUGGAUCAGUGUAGUGCAAGUGUGUGCUGCUGGCUGUUGCUGGCCUUGCCAGAGAAAUAAAAUGGGAAGUCUGUACUGCACAAUGCGCAUCUAUAUAAUGUACUGCCUUCGUGCUCCGUCGGCACUAACUGCACAAACUUCCUUCCA